Lates calcarifer (barramundi perch) is the source of this 3209-nucleotide messenger RNA. RefSeq lists its product as uncharacterized. Gene Ontology annotation, biological process: positive regulation of hippo signaling. The transcript has 15 exons. Gene Ontology annotation, cellular component: cytoplasmic side of apical plasma membrane; cytoskeleton. NCBI's taxonomy places the organism in Eukaryota, Metazoa, Chordata, Actinopteri, Centropomidae. The record is from RefSeq and is a predicted model, not a curated record. The coding region runs from base 363 to 2111 and encodes 582 amino acids.
AAAGUUUCAACACGCAAUGGAGAGGGUGGAGAAGCUGGUGUCGUCCUUACUUCAGUCAUGUUUUUAUUCGGAUGAAAAUAACAAAAUUGUGUGUCUGAACAAGCUGCGAAGACCUGCGACUGAAGUUUGAACUCCUUCGCUUCGUAUGAUAUGAUGUCUUUUUUUAGCCAACCGGAGUAUGGAGCUACAACUCUUGUAUUAUGGCCGUACAUAUACUGAGGAGGAACUCCCAAGACUCAAAAAAUACAAUAUGGACAAGCUCCCCUGCAACAGAUAAAAAGUGAGGGAUAGAGAAAGCAAGAGAAGAUUGAAGAAGUUUAACAGAGAGAGUACUUAUUUAUCACAGACAUACAGAAGACAUUAUGUCCAUCUCAAUAAAGCAGGAGCGAAUCAUUUGUGUUCUCCUCCCCAACAAAGACCAGCUGGACAUCACUGUCGGGCCAAAGUCCACAGGGCAGGAUGUUUUUAAUCGUGUGACAGAGCUUCUUGGAGUCAAAGAGCUGCACUUCUUUGGCCUCACAGUGGUGAAGGACAAUGAGCACAUAUUUAUAGACAUGGAGGAGAAACUAACCAAGUAUUUUCCUAAGGAAUGGAGGCAAGAUUCAGGAAAGGCAUCACAGAAGAGACCUUUGCCUCUAGUUCUCUGCCUCAAAGUGCAGUUCUAUGUGGAAAACGGAAGACUCAUUUGUGAACGAAAGGCACGACAUCUAUACUACUCUGAUUUGCGUGAGCGUGUGCUCCGCUCUGAAUGUCGUCAGCAAGAGGAAGUGUACUUCCAGUUGGCAGGUUAUGCCUUGCAGGCUGACCUUGGUGACCACCCACUGCCCACAGAGCAUAAAGAGAUCGCCCCUUACUUUGAACCCAAGGAUUACUUUCCUCCUUGGAUUAUAGCUAAACGUGGGGUGAACUACCUCCUCUGCCAUGGGCCCAAAGUGCAUCAGGAGUUGUGGGGCAUGUCUACCCGUGAUGCUGUCCUGCUCUUCAUCAGGGAGUCAUGUCGACUGGAGGAUGUACCUGUCACAUAUUACAGACUGCAAAAGGACAAAAAGGAGGAGAGAGGAACAGCAUUGCUCGGUCUGACCCUGCGAGGAAUGCAGGUUUAUCAGGAGGUGAACAACAUGCGACAGCUGCUGUACGACUUCCCCUGGUCAAACGUGGGACGUCUCACCUUCCUGGGUAAGAAAUUCGAGAUCCAGCCAGAUGGCUUGCCAUCAGCUAGGAAGCUGGUUUACUACACUGGGUCAUCAUUCCGCUCUCGCCACCUACUUGUGCACCUGAGCAGCAGCCAUCGCCUCUAUCUCAGCCUCCAGCCUGCCCUCAAACACCUACGCCAGCUGGAGGAGAGCGAAGAGAAAAAGCGUUACAGAGAGUCAUACAUCAGUGAUGACCUGGACUUGGACCCCCCAGGCAGUGAGAGCAGCCCUGGUCUGUCUCGACACUCGACCAGCAGCUCUGGGAUUGAAGCUGAUGCCCGCCAACACAGCAUCUCCACAGAAAUGGCCUCCAUGGAAGAGGAAGGUCAACGACAAGGAGAGAAAUGUUUCAGCUCAGCAGCCAGCUGUGGCAACUCCUGCACCUCUGGGUUUGAUGCAGGCAAUAAGGCUCGAACAGAGGAUGAGGGGUGGCAAGAAGAAGAGACCAAGACCAAUGUCGGAAGUCCAAAGGAGGUUCUUGUGGAUGAUCCUUAUGAGAUGUUCCAGUUGGCUGAUCUUCUUGAAGGGGUGUCAGUGGACUGUACAGAUCUCCCCAUAGACUCUAAUUCAGAAAACAAAGUGUCUCCCCCAGACAGUGAUGAAGAUCUUGGGAUAUUACGUAACAAAGACAUGUUGAAACAGAUACUGAAAUCUAGAGCACAUGUGGAUCGGCACAGCCACAGUCUAGAUGAUGUCCGUCUGUUCCCACUUCCAGCACCCCUGGGGACAACACUGCCACCUGAUUCUUCCCACAGCUACACCUUUGGCCUCCCAGAUGUCUCAACAAACCCUGUUGAUCAGAGUUAUUACCCCUUUUUGCACUGCCAAGCCAAACCUUCAUUCUAUGGCCGCAGGUCUACCAAUAGCCUCUCCCUGGACAUGUUAGGUGAUGAACAGUUCCUGGAAUUCAUAUUUUGAAUUUGUCAAGUACUGAUGUCCACAAAAUACCCGUUCUCUUCCUUCAUUUACUGUGUAACUGAACUCAUAGGUUGCCAACACAUGAAUGUCUGUGUUUUCUGUGUGGUGGUGAUGAUGACAGCGAGGGAUGUGUUCACCUCAGACAUCACUGAAAAUGACGGGACCCCACAUUCCUAGAAAAGCUGUGAAUUAGAUAACAGAUCUAAUUCAGCAACAUUUCAAUCAGUAAACAGAGCAUAUUUAUUUAUGUUGUAUAUUGUGUACACACUACUUGCACUAUUUUAUUACAUUUUAUCUUCUUUGAGCAAAAACAUUUCUGAUCAAUUAUAUUGUCUUCUGUAAAGUUUACACUGUUGAAAACUUCUCCAGAAAUGUGUGCAUUGGUUAAUGUUGAGGGCACACAAUUUUAUAGUUGAAAUUUUAAGGCAGUGCAGUUGUGCUGCAUUUGACAUUCAUAAGAUGGAACUUGCUUUCCUGCCUCUUUUUUUAACAUAAACACUUACAUUUCCUUGUUUUAUCUCCAGAAGCCAUGGUGCUAGUGUUUGUGCUCCUGUAUUCUUUUGUUCUCUUUUUUAAAAAUCAUAUUUUAUAAUGUAUUCUAUUUUUGUACAGUGUGCUCUGUCAUGCAUUUCCUAUUAGUCUGCCACAGCAAUGUAGCUGCUGAUGUGGAAAAUUGAACCUCUUUACAGCAGGCAAUGCGUUCAUCCAAAGCUUCCCCAUUCUAUACUCUCCUCCUGCUUUCGUAAUUACAACAGUAAAGUAUUUGUAAAGCACUAUUUCUGUAACCAGCAAGUGUAUAAUGAAUCUGCAGUAUUUUUGUAUUAUGUAAUCCCCAAACAAAGAGCCUUUCUGUUGGUUUUCUCUGUCAUUAUUUUCACUGUUUUGUAAAUGGUUAUUGGUAUGCAAGUGAACUGAUGUCUUUAGCCAAUAUGAGGUCACUGGAAAAGAAUGUCACUCUUUUAAAUAUGGAAAAACUUUCAUUCAAUGCCAAUAAUGUAUGAAUAACAGACAGGGUUAAAUUAAAUACUCAACAAUUCAUUUUUAUCUAAAGCACUGUUUUUUAUCAUAGUGAAAAUAAAUUCUUAAUACCACCAAUAA